Photinus pyralis (common eastern firefly) is the source of this 1215-nucleotide messenger RNA. RefSeq names its product testis-specific serine/threonine-protein kinase 1-like. The transcript is spliced from 6 exons. Gene Ontology annotation, molecular function: ATP binding; tau-protein kinase activity; protein serine/threonine kinase activity. Bases 278 to 1189 code for a protein of 303 amino acids. Gene Ontology annotation, biological process: microtubule cytoskeleton organization; intracellular signal transduction; protein phosphorylation. The record is from RefSeq and is a predicted model, not a curated record. Gene Ontology annotation, cellular component: cytoplasm. NCBI's taxonomy places the organism in Eukaryota, Metazoa, Arthropoda, Insecta, Coleoptera, Lampyridae.
CUAACAGACGGACAGACAGACACCGCAAAAUUAUAAACUCGCUAGGAGCUCGUUAAUAAGAAUCAAACACAGCUGUAAGGUACUGUCAACUAGCGGAAGCUACCAAACCAAACUUGGGGGAAUAGUUUUAAAAAGCAUAGAAGGUAAAAGUCAAAACAUACACUUCACAAGUGACAUAAAUGUUAUGAGCAUUAAAAUUUAUUGUAGGAGUUGUAGAUUAUUUCGAUUAAGUAAUCAUUCUGAACUACAGAGAAAAACAUUUUAUUCAAAGUAAGAAAUGUCACUAUUCCGUUUUCAUAAAAGUAAAAGCAUUUAUAAUGAAACGAUAGAGAACUUUAAAUGCCUCAAACGAUUAGGAUACGUAAUUGGACAGAAAAUUGGCGAAGGUGCAUACAGCAAAGUAUGUAUUGCACUUUUCACCAGGGGUGAUGUGCAAAAGAAAUUAGCGUGUAAAAUAAUAAAUAAAAAACGUGCACGCUCAGAACUUAUGAAUAAAUUUUUACCGCGUGAAAUUAGUAUUGUGUCUAUGAUCGAUCAUCCAAACAUUGUAAAUGUUUUAAACAUAUUGGAAAUUAAUAACACUUUGUACAUGUUCAUGGAUUAUUGCAAAAAUGGCGAUUUGCUCGAGUAUCUUCGAACUCAUGGUGAACUGUCACGAAAACGAACAAAACACUUUUUUAAUCAAAUGGUAGACGCUGUCCAGUACUUACAUAAUGGAAACAUCGCACACAGAGAUUUAAAAUGUGAGAAUAUCUUUUUAACUCAUAAUUACACUGUGAAGCUGGGAGACUUUGGCUUCGCAAGGAGGAGUUGCGAUGAUGAACAACAGAAUAUUUUAUCCAGCACUUAUUGUGGUUCAGCAGCAUAUGCUGCACCCGAAGUGUUACAAGGCAUACCUUACGACCCAAAAAUGUUAGAUGUUUGGUCUCUGGGUUGCAUACUAUUCAUAAUGUUAUUUGCUUCGAUGCCCUUUGACGAUUCCAAUGUAACAAAAAUGUUGAGAAGUCAACAAGAAAAAUCCGCAUAUUUCGAUGUUUGCAGAGUGUGGCGUAAUAGUUCACCGGCUUUAUGUGACUUGUUUAAUAACAUACUCGAGCCCGAUGCAGCGAAAAGAUGUAACAUUGCUGAAAUUGCUAGCUCCAAAUGGUUGCAAGAAGAACACUGUGUGCAAAUCUUACGCGAUUUAUGAUAAAAAUUGCUGAAAAUAAAAAAAAU